Molecule: messenger RNA, 1494 nt
Organism: Linnemannia hyalina
Lineage: Eukaryota; Fungi; Mortierellomycota; Mortierellomycetes; Mortierellales; Mortierellaceae
Source: the annotation of a GenBank genome assembly
AUGGCAGUCUUGUCCACACUGAACAACUGGCCGUUCCUAAAGGCAUUCUUGGACAAGUAUCCGAAAUCCUUGGCGGACUUGAAGAAACCCCGGAGCAUCGUCAGGAUCAUUGCCACGUUCGUCUUCUUGAAUACCCUUCGAAAGGUAAUACAGGCUCUCCGGUCCUCUGCACCCCUGUCUGUCUUUCCACCCAACAUUGUAUCGGUCGCGGACAAGGACGCCAUCCACGAGAUUCUUGUUGCAUCUGACUAUCCUAAAAGCGAGAUCCAUGAGGGACUAGAACUUUACAAGCAGCACAGUCUAUUUUCCUCGCGCAACAAAGAUUUUCACAAGAACAGGAGACGACUUGUUGCUCCAGCAUUCGGAUUACAGUACCUUCGAUCGCUGGAACCCAUCAUGGGGGAUUGCAUCCACAUUAUGAUUCGAAAAAUCGACGAAAUUCUGCAGGACCCAACCUCAGUUCAGAACGGAGCCAAGGUCCUCCCCAAGGGACACAUCAACAUUUGCUCGUUCAUGAACCGACUCUCACUCGACAUUAUCGGCGAGACGGCCUUUGGAGAGUCGUUCGACAUGGUUAAGGACGACAACCAUCCUAUCCCUAAACAGAUGGCAAAGAGUUUGAAGCGUAGUAUGCAACAGACGUUCAACCCCUGGAUGCGCUGGUUUGUUCCAAUCGACUACUCGUUUAUCGACUUUUCGGUUGAGCGCGUUAAUGUUAGGCGACAGGCAGGGGAGGCAGGCAGGAGAGCGGAUCUGUUGCAGUUCUUGAUUGAUGCUCAGGCGAACGAGCGGGCGAGCGGCAAUGGCGAAACGGGGGAUGAAUAUGCGGACAUGAUUGCCGGAAAGUUGACCGACCGAGCUGUCCAAACCGAGGCCCUUGUUUUCCUGAUUGCUGGAUCAGAGACUUCAUCGACGGCAAUUACGGUCGCACUGAUGUACCUUGUUAAAAACCCCAAGGCAUUGAGGAGAUUGCGCGAGGAACUUGAUCAGGCCACUGCAAGCAAUCCUACAGGAGCUCUGCCUACCUAUGAUCAAGUCCGCAAGUUGACCUAUCUCUCAGCCUGCAUCAACGAGUCAAUGCGUUUGCGCCCCGUUGCUGCCACUGGGUUGCCUCGAGAAGUGAAUGAAGAUACGAUCAUGGGAGGAUACAACAUUCCCAAGGGGACAAUCGUGCUGGCACAAAUUUCACAGUUGCACCACAAUGCGGACUAUUUCCCUGAGCCCAACAACUUCUUCCCUGAGAGAUGGAUCCCCGAGGAAUCGCCCUUCCCUCCCAUCCAGGAUUUCACGUUCUAUCCCUUCUCUGCUGGCACCCGCAACUGUGUUGGCAAGAACUUUGCCAUGAUGGAGAUGAGAUUGAUUUUGGCGACGAUUCUGACGACGUAUGAUAUCGAGUAUGUUCCCCGACAGAGAGAGGACUAUGUGCAGUUUAUUACGACCGCGUUUGCGACCGAGAGUUAUGUGAUCAAGAUGAAGAAGCGUGUCGGAGCCUAG